Molecule: messenger RNA, 4535 nt
Organism: Dreissena polymorpha
Lineage: Eukaryota; Metazoa; Mollusca; Bivalvia; Myida; Dreissenidae
Product: receptor-type tyrosine-protein phosphatase mu-like
Exons: 22
Coding region: 128-3871 (1247 amino acids)
Biological process (GO): protein dephosphorylation
Molecular function (GO): protein tyrosine phosphatase activity
Source: RefSeq, a predicted model, not a curated record
AGCGGAACUUAAAAAGUGUUCGAAUCAACGUUUGUUCAAUAGUUAAACAUAACUGGGAAUGUGUUUUAUCGGUUUGAAGAAAUUGUAUGUGACGCUGUGGUAUUGAAAGAACUGGCAAGUGGUCGAGAUGAAGUUGUUGUAUCUCUUUUCCUUGUACAUAAUCAAUAGCAGAAAUGUACAUGGACAAUGCCAAAAUUGUCGGUACAACGACUGCUAUUUUACCGGGCCCCAUGAAUUGGUAUGUACUUGGGGUUGCGCUGAUGGUUUUUUCGGUACACAAUGUUCUAUGCAGUGUUCACCAGGCUGCACUGGUGUGUGUGACAAAAGCUCGGGAAACUGUUUGUGCAAAUCAAAUUAUACUGGUGAUCUUUGCAACAUUUGUAUACCAGGCAAAUAUGAAAGUCGUUGUCACCUAGAUUGUCCAAGCAUAAGAUGCGCUAAUAAUAUAUGUGAAAAAACAAGCGGUAUUUGUUUAGGGUGCGUAAAUGGCUACACUGGAUACUAUUGCAACAGCGAAUGUACUAAUGGAUGCCUCAAUGACAUGUGUAACCAGAAUACUUCAACUUGUUCAUAUGGGUGUAAGGUCGGAUACUAUGGUGAUGAUUGCAAACGGUCUUGUAGCAGUUGGUGUGCGAAUAAGUUCUGUAGCACCCCAUACGGCAUUUGUUCACCAUGUAUGAAUGGCUACACUGGAUACAAUUGCGCUGAUCAAUGCGCUUACGGGUGUUUGAACAAUAUAUGUGGCCAAAACGACAGAAAGUGUACUAACGGAUGUAAAAUCAGAUUUUAUGGAGACAGUUGCGAGUCGCAAUGCCCCCCUAAGUGUCAAAGCUGUUUAUCGGCGGAAAACUGUACAGCAUGUGUUAGUGGAUAUUACGGCUCAAAGUGUGAAAGCCAAUGCCCUGAUACUUGUGAAACUUGCAGCAACAACGGAAAAUGUACGAUAUGUAAAUCGGAUUUCUCUCACCCAAAUUUGGAUUGUCAAUGUUCACAACGUUUUUGCGCCUCUGGCCUCUGCCAGUCGUGUACUAAUUCUACUUACUAUCUGGAUGGAGAGGCAUGUUGCCCGUGUAGCGCAAACUGUCAAGAUUCCGUUUGUAAAACAGCUUUGCAGUGUACACAUGGAUGCGUAGAUGGGUAUUAUGGCGAAGUAUGUGACUUCAAAUGUUCCGAUAGAGACUUUUUCUGCAGUGUUUGUAUUCUGGAAGCAAACCACCUAUUUGCAUGUAAAACGUGUAAAGAAGGGUAUUUUCCUGGCAAAAACGCUUUAUGUACAAAAUGUUCAGAAUCAUGUGUGGAUGAUCCAUGUAAUAACUCAAAUGGAAAUUGUAAACAUGGUUGUAAACAAGGAUUUUGGAGUUCAAAAUGUGACAUUGCCUGCACAAAUAAUUGCUCAGUGUGUGACCAGAACAAUGGACAUUGCUUACAAUGCUCAUCUCCAAGUAUGUAUGGUACUGAUUGCAAUAUGCUUUGCAGUGACACAUGUGUUAAUGCAUCAUGUCUAAUUGAUGGAACUUGCACAAACGGUUGCAUUUAUGAUUACUAUGGACCAUCUUGUGAGAAGCCAUGCCCUACAAAUUGUGGACAUAGUGAUAACAAAACGCGGUGUUCAAAUGCAACAGGUUUAUGUCUUUUUGGGUGCAAUGAAGGGUUUAAAGGAGAAGACUGCAUGGAAGCCCCCAAGUUUGAAAAUAGUAAAGAUACAUUGCCAGUAGCAGCAAUAGGAGGAGGAGUUGCAGCUUGCGUGAUAUCUGCUCUUGUGGUGAUCAUUGUAUUAUUUAUCUACUUUCGUAGAAGACGUCCUGGCCCAAAGAAUGAAACCAUUCCAGUAGCAUCAAACAAUGAAAGCAACGCGUCUGCACCAAUGUAUGCACUUGUCACGCGCAGGGAGCAUCCAGUUUCGGUGUAUGAAAACACGUCAUCUGUAAAAGCAAAUAACACCACAGUUCAAGUGCAGAACCCUGGUUACACAAAAAGACAUCUUGAGCCGGUCUCCCCAAGGGAUGGUACUUCAAUAACAACAGAAGACAGCUUAGAAAUCGAUGAGUGGGACAGUAUCGCUCGCAAUAAUGCGGUCAUAUUUGAAGAAAACGGAGGGGUGUACUACAACAAUAGCGAGAAAGUAAAGACACUGAAAAUAUCAGUUGCAGAACUGUAUAAAUUUGUGAUGUCGAAAAAUAUGGACUACUUCAAGAAAGAGUUUGAGAAACUUCCGUACGGGCUUCUAAAAGAGUACCGGGUUUCGCAAAUGAAGGAAAACAUUGCCAAGAACAGAUACAAAGGCAUUUAUCCUUAUGACGACUGCAGGGUGAAGGUUCGAGGUGGAGACACCGACUAUAUCAACGCUAGUUUCAUUGACGGUUACAAAAGGCGAAACGAAUACAUCGCAACAUUGGGUCCCAUGUCUAAACAACUAGGCAAUUUUGCGACUUUCUGGAGAAUGGCAUGGCAACACAACGUGGAGACAAUCGUUAUGGUCACAAAUCUGGUAGAGGAAGGGAAAGACAAGUGCGAGAAGUACUGGCCCAGUGUUGAUGCCCCUCAGAUGUACGAUGAUAUUCAAGUGUUAUGUCAGAGUGAACACCAAUAUGCCGAAUUUACACGACGAACGUUUACUGUUAUUAAGGAAAGACAAACGCGGACUUUGACUCAGUUACAUUUCACAUCGUGGCCCGAUAAAGAUGUUCCAGAAGAUGUUUCAUCAAUCAUCGAAUUCAGGCAGAAUGUUUUACGUGCUCCGGCGACACUUGAAGGACCCACAAUUGUGCACUGCAGUGCAGGCAUAGGGCGCACAGGUACUUACAUUGCUAUCGAUAUUCUCACAAAAGAGGGAGAAGCAGAAGGAGCUAUAGAUAUUCCUGGCUGUGUAUUGAACAUGCGACAAAACAGGCCCAAUAUGGUACAGACAGCGGGACAGUACGCCUAUCUUCAUCAUGCCGUUGUCCAUUCACUCACAUUUGAAUGUCAGCCAGUUUCCAGUGGAAAGUUCCAAUUGUACAUGGACACGACAUCAAAAGAUAAAAUCAGGAACAUAUUUCACCAAUUACAAGAGACAGCGUCGUGCGGGUCAUCGGAUGAAACCGAAGCAGUUGCAAGAAACGCCAAACGUACUGACAAGAACAGAGAUGGAGCUGAUAUCCCAGGUGACGAGCAUCGACCAAAGUUAUACCUAAACCGGAAACCAGGUUCCACAGAUUAUAUAAAUGCAGUUUUUUGGAACAGUUUCCAAAAAAAGAAUAAUUACAUCCUUGCACAGACACCUUUACCAAACACUGUCAUCGAUUUCCUCGCAUUGCUUGUCCAAACAAACUGUGCGUGCAUUGUAAGUUUGGAAUCGGGAAAUAUGAACGCUGUGGACAUCGGUGUUUACUUACCUGCGGACAAUCACGUGUUGAAGAAUGGAAUCUUCAGCGUCCGUUGUUCGAAGACAGAUGCAAAUGAGUACCGAAAUAAACGGAUGCUGACCGUUGAGCAUCGAGCAAAUCAGGCCAACGAGUCAUUGUCUUUAACGUACCUGGAGUUUACAGACUGGAACACGGAAGAGAGAAUACCAAAUUCUCCUGCUAAUUUCCGCCGAUUAAUUGCAGAAGUUGACGCAGUAACAGCCAAUAGCUCUGAUCGUCCAGUUCUGAUACAUUGUCUGGAUGGUGCCAGUAAAUGCGGCCUAUUCUGUGUGGUUGCCAAUCUACUUCAGAAGAUGGAGAUGGAACAUGAAGUCAGCGUAGCGAACGCUGUGCGGAAGGUUAAGACAAGAAGAAAGGGCGCGAUCCCUAACUUAGAGCAGUUUCAGUUCUGCCAUGACUGUGUCCUUGACUAUACUCAGAGCUUCAACAUCUACUCAAAUAUCGCCGCUGAGCUCUCCGAUUGCUGAGAUCAUGUUGUAUGAAACGACUUGGUCCUUGACUUCAUUCAGAGCUUCAUCAGUUACUCAAAUUCGCCGCUGAGCUCUCCAAUUACUUAGUUCAUGUUGUAUGAAACGACUUGGUCCUUGACUUCAUUCAUUUAACUUUUACUCCAAUUUCCCCGCUGAGCUCUCCGAUUUCGCUGACUUCAGGAAGUCUGCCAUGGACUAGACUACACUCAAAAAUUCUCAAACUACUCCGAAGGCGGAGUUCAAGUUGUCUGUCAUGACUGUGUCCUUUGCUUUAUUCACAGUUGCUUUGACAACUACUCCAAUUUCGCUGCUGCCCUUUCCGAUUGCUGACAAGAUUACAUAAAAAUAACAUCAAAAUUCUCUCAAACCUCGCUGGUUUACCUCCAAGUACUGACUGUACAUUGCUGCCCUCAGGAAAGUGCUACUGAUAGACUACAUAGUGCUUUUCUAAUUAAUGCCGUAACUGAACUCUCCCAUUGAUGACUUGAUUUAAACAGUGAUUUAUCUAUGAUUUGGAACGCCUGUUUUUAUGAAUGAACUCAAAAAAGCUCUUAUUGUAUAGCUGUAAAUCUUAACAGAAUACAUGCUUUAUUAAGUGUUGAAUUGGAUCACAGGUGGUUAGCGUGUGGCUAUGGUAUUUAUUAGUAAAAUUAUCAUUUUG